CCGGGCAGAUGACGCCGGGUAAAGCCGGCUCGGAGCCUGCCCAGCCCCGCCGCAGCCCCAGCGCGGUGACCGCGCAGUCGGGUCGGGCGGGCUCCGGCAGCAGGGCGGGAUGGACGUGGCCGUGGACUUGUACCUGGCCGUCCCGCUGCUCUUCACCGUCCUGGCCCUCGUCCUCGCCUCCGUCUUCGUGAGGCUGCGGGGAGCCGAGGGGGAGCGGGCGGCGGCGGAGCGGCCCCGGGAGCCGGCGGCGGCCGAACCGGCCCGGGAGAGCGGUCCCGGGGACCGAGCGGCGGCGGGAGCGGAGCCGGAGGCCGGGAGGGACCGGCUGCCUGUGGAGGAGGUCGGGGCUGUAGAGGAGGGGAAGGAGGCGGCUGCCGAGCAGCGGGAGGAGGCGGCGGAGGAGCCGGGCCCCGCGGCCGAGCCCAGCCCUGCGGCGGCCGAGAGCAUCCCCCGGCAGCCGCCCGCCGAGCCCCGCGGGCCCGAGAGCGUCCCCCGGCAGCCGCCCGCCGAGCCCCGCGGGCCCGAGCCCCGGGAGGAUGCGGAGAGCAAGAUACCACCUUUGGGUGCCUCAGCCGGGUCCAGCCCUGGGCACAUGGGACAAGUGGAGGAUGCAGGAGACCACGCAGCACUUUCCAGCAAGGCAGAGGAGGAAGAUCUGGACUCAGAAAACGAGAAGCUGGUGGUGAGAGAGCCAGAGGAUGAGGAUGCUGCAGAUGAGACAUUCUCUUUUAAAUACAGUCCUGGAAAGCUGAGGGGAAACCAGUACAAGUCAAUGAUGACCAAAGAAGAACUCGAGGAAGAACAAAGGAUUGAGCUGACCUCUGAUCUCACAUCUCUGUAGCAAGUACCUUAGGUCCUCGGCCACAAAUAUUCUUGCAAAUCUUUUUGAACUGAAGACUAUAUGAAGUUGUCCCUAGCCUCCUCCUAAAGGCAUCCCUUGGCAUCUUUAAAGGCUUGAAAUACCAAAACCAACCAAACACACCCAUAAGAGAAAUCCAUAAACCCUCAAAACUUGGGAUCCCCUCUUGGUCCGAAGUUGAGUUCUUCAAAAACUUCCAUGCUGCCAAGCUUGAGGAGAUCCUGUUGUGUGGCUCCAGGGACUGGGGCUGGGCCCGAGCAGUGACUUGAGUUGUGUUUAGGGGACCGGGAUGAACCUUCUUCCCUGUCCCCAAAACAGAACCCAAAUUGGACACUAAAUAUGCAGCGAGUCUAUUAGUUGUAUUCAUUACUACGUAUUAGGCCUGCUAUGAAAUCUGUGCUAUUCCUUUCUUGGGGUGGGUGAACCAUAGCUCUUCUCCCAGACCAGCCUAGACCUUAUCCCAGGUGAUGAAGUUGUUUCUUCCUGGGGCCAAACUCCUCUUUCUUGCUGGGGGGUGGCAACUGCCUAUGAUUUGUUGUACGAUGCUACUUUAUUCCAAGGGGGGGGAGGGACAAAUGGGAUCCAAGCAAGGGACGGCAGACGGUAGCUGGACUGACUCAAAUCUUGCUUCUGUAGUUAUUUUAGCUGAGAGCUGAUUCUGUAGGCAGACAGAAGACUCGAGAAGUGACAAAGAUUGAUAGUUUAGCUGUUCUGCUUGUGGUACAGGUUUAGGAGACCACACUUUGGCUGCUGCUAACAUCUGGAUUCACACUUUCCCCUACUCCAUUUCCCAAGACGAGAGACCUGAGGAGGUAGCUACAGCAUCAGGGGUUCCCUUUGACUCCAGAUGAGAUAGUGGGGGUCCUGGAAGAGACACCUUCCCCAUUCCCCUGCCUGCUUGCUGCUCCAGUGCCCUCUUCUUUUGCUAGCCCUGUGGCUUGCCCACUGGAGCCAGAGCUCAGCAUUGCUCCUCUGCUCUGCCGCAUGUAGAAGAUGAAUUUGGCCGGGCGCGUGUAUCAGCUUCAGGCAUUGCAGGUUCCAAAUCAAACCCAGCUGGUUUGUGAGGGUGAGACGAGGGUCUGAGUCCUCUCUAGUGAUGCUGUAAAACACCAGGCUGGGGGGGCAUGUGUCCUUCAACAUUUCUCUUUCACUGCCGGACAGCUGCCUCUUGGCUAACGCUGCAAACAUAUCACAAACCCAAGAAGCUGCUUUUGUGUUUUCCUUUUCAAUUCCUAUGCAGACAAUACUUGAAACCUUGCACACAGUCCUCCUCUCCAGCGCCUGGGGUUGGCACACUCUUCAUAAAAGGGCUCAUUUAAAGAACAGCAGGAGGCUUCAGCUUUAGAAGAGGCUGCUCCUUCCCAGCCGACAACUGCAAGCGUGUCCAGGGCUUUGCAUAUGAAUUUAGGCACAUCUGGACCCUCUGCUUCACCAUCUUGCUGGUCCAGCCACUGUCUCCCCUCGGUGCUGGCUGACUCUGUGUCCUGAGCACUCAACUAUGCAAAGAAUGCCUUAUAUAUGUUGUGUUUAAGUUACAUGGCAAUAUGUACAUCGAGCAAAGUCUAUAGUUGAGUCCAGAGUUUUGCUAGUGGCAGCGAGUCAGACGAUUUCCUCAGCUCAAAAGGCUGUCUGGGUGUUUUUUACUUGUGUUCAUUUUGUUUGUUUUGUAUCUGAUGGUGGCUCUUACACAAAGGACUGUCAUUCUAGUGGCUUGAAUCUGUAAAAAUUGCCUUUGUUUGGUCCAAUAAACCUUUGAAUAGUUUC
This is a messenger RNA of Strigops habroptila (Kakapo), 2623 nucleotides long. It is a transcript of the gene MXRA7, whose product is annotated as matrix remodeling associated 7. NCBI's taxonomy places the organism in Eukaryota, Metazoa, Chordata, Aves, Psittaciformes, Psittacidae. The transcript is spliced from 6 exons. The record is from RefSeq and is a predicted model, not a curated record. The coding region runs from base 110 to 841 and encodes 243 amino acids.